This is a messenger RNA of Nicotiana tabacum (common tobacco), 1622 nucleotides long. NCBI's taxonomy places the organism in Eukaryota, Viridiplantae, Streptophyta, Magnoliopsida, Solanales, Solanaceae. The record is from RefSeq and is a predicted model, not a curated record.
GCCACCACGCUCGACUUGGGCCACCCGCGACCAGAAUCCAUCAAGUUUGCUGCUGCUAAUGGGCAUAAGAUGGCCAAGGGUUUUAACGCCGAAGCAGCUCUCACAGAUAAUACAGAGCCAGAAGAACCCACUAAAAGCGCUUCAACUCUUUGACGAAGCAAAAUUCAAGUAUCCAACUUACCAUCAUAAUGGUCCUGCCUAUGGCACUAUGAUUAAUAUUUUAGGCAGAUCAGGUAGAACAGCUGAAAUGAAGAGAGUAAUUAAUCAGAUGAAAGAUGACUCAUGUGAGUGUCAUGACUCAAUAUUUGUCAGUGCCAUUAGUAGUUACGCACAAGCUGGAUUAACAAAUGAAGCCAUGUCUCUUUUUAAGUCUCUUCCGGAGUUCAAUUGUAUAGAUUGGACAAGAUCUUUGAAUACGCUUUUGGAGAUAUUGGUAGAAGAAUCUAAGCUAGAAUCAGUUUGUCAGUUAUUCCUUGAGAACUCUUGUAGAUGGGAAGUGAAGUCUCGGGCCUAUUUCUUAAAUUUGUUGAUGAAUGUUCUUUGUAGAAUGAAACGGUCAGACCUUGCAUUGCAUAUUUUCCAAGAGAUGAGUUACCAGAACUGCUAUCCAAACAAAGAGAGUUAUAGGAUCUUGAUGAGGGGUCUGUGUGAAGAAAAGCGGCUCAAUGAGGCUACUCAUCUGUUGUACUCAAUGUUCUGGAGGAUAUCUCAGAAGGGUAGUGGUGAAGAUGUUGUUGUAUAUCGGACUCUAUUGGAAGCGUUAUGCGACAAUGAAGAAGGGGAGGAAGCCAUUAGUAUUCUCGGCAAGGUACUGCGGAAAGGACUUAAAGCUCCGAAAAGAUGCUAUAAGCAGAUUGAUCAUUUUCGAUGCCAAAAUGGUGCAGAUACAGAAGAUAUGAAAGUGUUGAUUAAUGAAGCUCUGAUAAGAGGCAUAGUUCCCAGUUCAGAUAGCUACAGUGCAAUGGCCGUUGACUUUUACGCUGAAGGAAAGAUUGAUGAAGGUAACAAGGUUCUGAAGGAAAUGCAUCACAGAGGCUUCAAACCAUCGGUGUGGAUUUAUGAAGCUAAGGUAUCUGCAUUGUGUCGUGAUGGCCAGGUUGAUGAGGCAGUUGCGGUCAUUGAUUCUGAGAUGAUGCAGAAAAACUGUGUUCCAAAUAUUAAGUUGUAUAAUGGUGUUAUAAAAGGCCUAUGCCAUGAAAGAAAAUCUACUUCAGCUGUUAAGUAUUUGGAAAGGAUGUCUAGGCAAGUAGGAUGCGCGCCAAACUAUGAGACUUAUGAAACUUUGGUAGAUGGGUUUUGUAAAGAUGGUAAAUAUGUUGAAGCAAGUAAGAUAUUGGAGCAAAUGUCAAGCAAUUCCUUUUGGCUUAGAGUUGAGACUUUGAAUUCUCUUAUCCAAGGUCUUUGCCAAGUAGGUGAUUUACACACUGCAAUAAUGUGUUUGGAGGACAUGAUCUCUCUAGCCUCGACUCCAAAUAUCCAGGUGUGGCAGUCAUUACUAGAGACAAUCUGUUGUGAAAAUUCUGGCAUCGAAAAGCAGCUACAGACCUUAUUAUAGUUUUUAACUGCAGCGGUAUUGCUAGAUAUAAUUCUUUUGCCGGUAAUAAACAUUUUCUGCUUAAUCC